Molecule: messenger RNA, 2915 nt
Organism: Schistocerca americana (American grasshopper)
Lineage: Eukaryota; Metazoa; Arthropoda; Insecta; Orthoptera; Acrididae
Gene: AkhR
Product: adipokinetic hormone/corazonin-related peptide receptor variant I
Exons: 9
Coding region: 101-1411 (436 amino acids)
Biological process (GO): G protein-coupled receptor signaling pathway
Cellular component (GO): membrane
Molecular function (GO): vasopressin receptor activity; adipokinetic hormone receptor activity; peptide binding
Source: RefSeq, a predicted model, not a curated record
GCAGUAGGAGGAGCACGGCGGCCGAGAAGCGCGUGUUACCAGCAGGCAGCGGCGUAUCGCCUCACACCGAGCACAGGCCUGAGCUCCAGCCCGAGUGAAGAUGGCGGGCCUCGAGUCGGAGAACCUGUGGUCGCAGAGCAACAACAGCGUGCUGCCGGAGGACAUGAAGUUCAACGACGGCCACGUCGUCUCCAUCGCGACCUACAGCGUGCUGAUGGUGGUGUCGGCAGCGGGCAACCUCACCGUGCUCUUCAUCAUCCUGCGCCGGCGUGCGCGCUCCAGGGUCAACCACAUGCUGAUGCACCUCGCCAUCGCCGACCUACUGGUGACGUUCCUGAUGAUGCCGCUGGAGAUCGGCUGGUCGUCGACGGUGAGCUGGCGCGCGGGCGACGCGCUGUGCCGCGUGAUGGCCUUCUUCCGCGUCUUCGGCCUCUUCCUCUCCAGCUUCGUCCUCAUCUGCAUCAGCAUCGACAGGUACUUCGCGGUGCUGAAGCCGAUGAAGCUGAGCGACGUGGCGCGCCGCGGCCGCUACCUGCUGGCCGCCGCCUGGAUCAUGUCGGUGCUCUGCAGCACGCCGCAGAUGUUCGUGUUCCACGUGGAGUCGCACCCGAACGUGACGUGGUACCGCCAGUGCGUGUCGUACAACUCCUUCCCCAGCAAGCUGUCCGAGUACUCGUACCUGGGCUUCGGCAUGCUCAUGAUGUACGGCUUGCCACUCGCCGUCAUCAUCUUCUCCUACACGUCCAUCCUGGGCGAGAUCUACCGGCGCUCCCGCGAGUUCAGCGACGCAGACAGGUUCCGGCGCUCGAGUCUGGGGUUCCUGGGUCGAGCUCGCAUCAGGACCCUCAAGAUGACCAUCAUCAUCGUGGUGGUCUUUUUCAUCUGCUGGACUCCAUACUACAUCAUGUGCUUAUGGUGGUGGUUUGACAAAGACUCUGCAAUGAAGAUAGAUUUCCGCCUGCAGAAGGGAUUGUUCAUUUUCGCCAGCACCAAUUCGUGCAUGAACCCCAUUGUGUACGGAGUAUUCAACAUCCGAGCCCGACCAGACAGGGGGCAGGUGAGAAACCAUAACACGCUCUCCUCAACAGGUAAGCAAUACAGAAGAAAGCGGCCAGGCCCUUUAUUCAUAGUACACUCUGUGCACUUCUAUGGAGAGUCAGCGGAAGGCAGUCCUACCUGUCACACACGACACAGUACGAAUCCAAGACAGGCAGAAAACAGCAUACACACCUUGCCUGAAAGGGAAACAGCAACAAGUCACGUCUCACAGUGGUCGCGGCGUGAAAGUGAUUUGUCUAGUCAGCUGGAAGAGACCCCCCAAGGUUCCCCCAAGAGCGGCCGAUCGUCCUUACGUGUGUUCAAGCUGCGGGGCGACAGACAGAACAACGGAGGCAAGGUGACUCCCGCCUGAUGCUGCAAACUAGCACAAUGUGUACCUUUGAGGCAAGCUGUCAAUAGGCAAAAUACCCUUCAAGUGUUGUACUGUGACAGUGAAAACUCCAUCACAGUGACACAUUCCUGUACAGUGUACAUUUAGUGUAAUAUCUUGUAUGUGUUGCUCCUGUAAUGAGGCCCAUGUCUUUGAAACAAAUGACCUGAGAUUGUUUUGUCACAAGUUCUUAUUAUGCACUGUGAUUUAUAAUGUCAACCAUCGUUGAUGUGCAAGACACACCACACGUAACCACUAAAAAUAUUAUCAUCGCCUACUGAAGGUAAUUUGUAAGAGAUAAAUAAGCAAACUGUAUUACUUGACGUUCACAAGGGUGUAAUCAUGUCUAUCAGUUGCACAUUGCAGUGAAAUAUGUUGGAGAACACUAUACAGUGUGCAUCUUAGUAACAAGAAAGAAAUACUCAUUGUAAAAUUGUGUGCAUCACAAAUAACUGUUACAAGUUUGUGAUUUAUGUGGUGUACAUAUAUAGUCUCCACCAAAGAAAGACAUGACUUGUAUAUUUUUAUUUUGUACAGAAAAGAAGAAAUAUCGAUAAAUGUGUCUUCAAAUGUUUCAGCAUACUUUUCUAAUUAACGUGACAUGUUCAAUGUAUUCUCUAGUCUUUAAAGUGUACUUUUUUACUAUUUUAUGGGUAACUAUUAAAGGUGUCCAAAACAUUUUUCCAGUCCUAUAAUCGAAUUCUCCAUCAGUUAUAAUUUGUGUAAGACUAUUAUUUUUUUGUUCACCAUGUAAUACUUACCACCUUGUUAAUAAUGCAAAUGACUUUGAAUGUCACCUUUUCUCAAUAGUUCAAUGUAGGUUGAUCAUAGGGUAAAUUAACCACUUUACAUUCCAUGAGAUUGUUCAUAACUUGAAGGCAUAUGAUCCAGAAGAUUACUUUUCCAUACACUUGUACCUUUUCUGAUGAAUGUUUGCAGAAAGUGCACUGUAAAUUUGGAUCAAAAUGAAUAAUAAAAACUUACCAGUACAUCAUUUUUUAAAAGCACAUGAAGUAUAGACACAUCACAUUGUUGAAUGACAGUUAUAAUGCAAAGCAAACAUUGUUUGUAUGUCUUUGGAACAACUUUUACAUCAAAAUUCACAUGAAAAACAAUCAGUUCUGUGCCACAUUUUUACAAUAAAUUUAUGCCAAUGAAUAUAUAUGGAGCCAUUAAAAUUUUAUUUUAAACGUUUAUAUUAAUCUGUGCUUUUGAUGUUGAACAUAAUGUGUAAAAGCAACAUUGUCUACAAAAAGUAACUGUGGGAAAUAGAUUGUUAUUAAUAACAGUUAUUCAGAAAUAAUUUCCUCCUGUGUGUGUACAUGUGUUUCCGUGUGUGUUUCUGUGUAAACUUGUGAAAUGUUCACAUUCAUUGGAAUGAGAGACUGAAUUGACACAUAUUAUGUGAAUUUCCUGACUAGAAAUGGUCAGUUUGUACAAUGUACUCUGAAAACAAAUUAAAUAAAUUUUCAUGAAUAUUCCUGAA